Messenger RNA from Saccharomycopsis crataegensis, 1233 nucleotides. RefSeq names its product DNA-directed RNA polymerase I subunit RPA49 (gene RPA49). Gene Ontology annotation, biological process: transcription elongation by RNA polymerase I; DNA-templated transcription; RNA polymerase I preinitiation complex assembly. Bases 1 to 1233 code for a protein of 410 amino acids. The transcript has a single exon. Gene Ontology annotation, molecular function: DNA binding. Lineage: Eukaryota; Fungi; Ascomycota; Saccharomycetes; Ascoideales; Saccharomycopsidaceae. Gene Ontology annotation, cellular component: RNA polymerase I complex. The record is from RefSeq and is a predicted model, not a curated record.
AUGGGCGAAAAAAGAAAAAGUUCACAAAGCUCUACUGAACUCCGAGUCAGCUCGUACUCUCAAGACCCAUCACUUGCUGUGGCCAGUUUUUUCAAUGGGUUUAGUGCAUCAAACGAUUCCAAAUUCAACCUAUAUAAGCACAAGCAUAAUAAUAAUUAUCUCUUACACGGUGAGAAUCAAACUUUAGCAUACGAUGGGAAAACCGAUGCCGACGACGAUUUCAACAAGUACUACAUUGCAGUGUAUGAUUCCGUCAACAAGAGUGUGGACAUUUACAACUCACCAGUGAUUGAUUCAAAAGUGGUUUCCAAAAAGAAGAUGAUGUACCGUGGUCCAAAGGUUAGAUCCAAGGAUGCUCUCAAUGUCACAAAACGUAAUGCUUUGGGUCAAGAGUUCGGGACUAAGAAGGCCAAGAAAUCCAUCAAUAGUUUAUCACAGAAUCGUAUCGAAGCUGAUAAAUUGGCUCAUGAUGAAUCCAGCAUUGUGGAAAACAUUAAGCAAUCGACCGAAUUAUUGCCAACCAUCAAUGAAAUGAAUGACGCUGUCACUAACGACAGACCUACUCCAGCUUGUAAUGUUGAUGCCACUAAUGUGGAAGACAUUUACUCGAUCAACAGUAUAAUACCAAAGAAGGAAUGGAAUAUGAUUCGUAUCGAUUCUUUGUUGAAGGAAGCAGACACCAAGAAGAAGUUGGAAUUCUUCCCAUACGCCAAGUCAGAAUACAUCAAAUCUCGUGUUGGUUCCACCAAGCUGUCUUCGAAAUUGAAGCUUCUUUAUUACGCCUCAUUGCUCAUUGGGGUUUACGAAACCCGUAAAUCAUGCCACAACAAACUUGCCAUGUUGGAAAAACUCAAUUCUCCACCAGAAGUGCUUGUUGAUGGUAUUUUGGAUCGUUUCACCACUUUGAAAUCUUCUGGAUUCGGAAAAUCAAAAGAAAGAGGUUUCACCAUCGAUCCGUAUCAUGAAGAUAAAUUACUUUGUUACCUUCUCGCCACCGUCAUGCACAUUGACAACUUUUUGGUGCUUGUUCCUCCUUUGGCCCAAGAAUUGUCCAUGAAACCAUCCAGAUUGGUUGGUUUGUUCAGAGCUUUGGGGGCAACCGUCAAGGGAGCUACCGUGUCACAAGCCGAAGCGUUCAAUAUUCCAAGAGCCGCUGCUUCCAACCACAAGGUUGCCACUUUGAAGGUCCCAUUCAAGGAACCACAAAUGGUUAGAAGAGGUAGAAGAGCUUGA